Molecule: messenger RNA, 1281 nt
Organism: Ipomoea nil (Japanese morning glory)
Lineage: Eukaryota; Viridiplantae; Streptophyta; Magnoliopsida; Solanales; Convolvulaceae
Product: zinc finger MYM-type protein 1-like
Exons: 3
Coding region: 1-1281 (426 amino acids)
Molecular function (GO): protein dimerization activity
Source: RefSeq, a predicted model, not a curated record
AUGCAUCAUAUACAUCACCAACAAUACAAAAGCAAAUUUUGCAAGUGUUGGCAAGAGCUAUUGAGAUUUGUUGAUAGAGAUGGCUUUAUACAAGAGCGUUUCUUUGGAGUUGUUCGUGUCAAGGACACUAGUGCAUCAACAUUGAAAGAAGGUAUCUUUUCUAUCUUAUCUCGUCAUAAUCUUGAUGUUCAAAAUAUUCUAGGACAAGGUUAUGAUGGUGCAAGUAACAUGCGUGGAGAAUGGAAUGGAUUGAAAGCUUUAAUUUUGGAUGAAUGUCCUUAUGCUUAUUAUGUUCAUUGUUUUGCACAUCGAUUGCAAUUGACAUUAGUAGCUUCAUCAAAGGAAGUCAUCCCUGUCCAUCAGUUUUUCACCAAGUUAAAUUCCACUAUUAAUGUUGUUGGGGCUUCAUGUAAGCGCAAUAACCAGUUAAAAGCUGCUCAUGCCUCAAAUAUUGCUCAUUUGCUUAGUAUUGAUGAGCUUGAAAGUGGGAGGGGCCUUAACCAAAUUGUUUUACUUAAUAUUAUUGAAGAUGGAACUACAUAUAUGCUCACCGUGGAGAUGCCGAUGCAGCUUAUGAGAGAUAGUGGAUGGGAUGAAUUACUUGAAAGUGUGAAGUCUUUUUGUGAAACUGUCAAUAUAACUGUGCCAGAUUUUGAUGCUCAAUAUAUUGCAAGAAGAGGAAGGGCUAGACUUCAACAAGAUGAAUUAACAAUUGGGCAUCAUUACAAAGUAGAUAUUUUUUAUGCGGUGAUUGAUUCUCAAUUGCAAGAGUUGAGCAAUAGGUUUGAUGAUAAAGCAAUGGAGUUAACUGUUCUCAGUUCAUCGUUAGAUCCAAAAGAGAUGCGUAUAUCAUUCAGAAUUGAUGAUGUUUGCAAGUUGGUGAAGAAGUUUUACCCACAAGAGUUUGAAGAUUAUGAGAUUUUGCAAUUGAGAAUGCAACUUGAACAUUUUAAACAUGUGCAACAACUUCUUGAUUUUAGAACACUAGAAAGUAUUUCUGAUUUAUGCCAAUGGUUGGUAAAAACUAGAAAAUCGAACAUCUAUCCUCUUGUGUUCAGAGUAGUAACUCUCAUUCUCACACUUCCAGUAUCUACAGCUACUACAGAACGAUCUUUUUCUGCCAUUAAUAUAGUCAAGACUACACUUCGUAACAAGAUGGAAGAUGAAUUUCUUAGUGAUUGUUUGCUAGUAUACAUUGAAAAGCAAAUUGCAAAACAAUUUAGUAUAGAUUCAAUUAUAGAUGAUUUUCGUGACAUGCAAGAGAGACGGUCUAAAUUUUAG